Messenger RNA from Vitis vinifera (wine grape), 2297 nucleotides. RefSeq lists its product as uncharacterized. Bases 215 to 1783 code for a protein of 522 amino acids. NCBI's taxonomy places the organism in Eukaryota, Viridiplantae, Streptophyta, Magnoliopsida, Vitales, Vitaceae. The transcript is spliced from 9 exons. The record is from RefSeq and is a predicted model, not a curated record. Gene Ontology annotation, molecular function: zinc ion binding.
AAUUUGAGUUCCGCCACCAUCAUUCCUCAGAGGAAGAAAAAAAAUGUUACUUUAUUCCCUCGUCUCUCGAGUCUUGAGUCUCUUGAUCCAUUUGAUCUCAGUUUAAUUUAACCUUUUUGGCUUUUUGGGUUUUUGCACAGCUCACUAGUCACUCCUCGCACCUCACUCAGGCUUUUGAAACCUAGGGUUUAAUUUCUUUGGUUAUCCGAGUUCAAUGGAAGUUUCAGGUGUUGAACUGCAACCUGAGGUGGACGCCACCUCGGAUGCUCCCGAACACUGUCAGGAAAGCAAUCAAAAGGAAAAAGGAGAAGGAACCUCCUUAGUUCAGCAGUCUAGACGGCCAAACCUAUCGUCUUUGCAGAUACCUGUAAGGUCUCUUGAAAAUACAUCCUCUGCUUUUGCAAGGAUAGAAAUUUCCUCAGCCCCGAGUCCUACUUCCACUAAAGCAGGAUUGCCGCCUAGACCACCUUCAGCUAAAUUCAAAUCAUCCAUGAGAAAUCUGCUUCCCCAAAGAAGCUUGAGGGCAAAAAAUUUGUCUGAGGAUGGGGAAAAGACAGUUCUUAUCAUCCCAGACACACCAUCAUCGGAUGGUCCUUUGGAUAAGCCUACUACUUCAAGGUCAUUUUCUCUCAACAAGGUUCUUUUCCCUUCAGUAAAAGCAACAUAUUCUUUACCAGCUACACCAAUUGCAAGUUCAGGUUCUGAGUCCCUGCAGGAAAAGAAUCUGGAUGGUGAAUCUGAUUUUUCUAAGGUAGAAGUUCAGCAUCAUAUGACACGCUCAUUGUCAGUUCCUGUAAAUGUUAAAGCCAGAAGUUUAAGGCGGAUGGACUCUACAGGAGGUUUGAUCCGUGUGAUAUCAGCAACCCCUCGUCCAGUGGCAGUUGAUGGUGCCUCACAAGAUGAUGCCCCAGUAACAGAAAUUGUGAGUGGAGAUGAUGGGGAAGAUAUUCCCGAGGAAGAAGCAGUUUGCAGGAUUUGUUUCAUUGAGCUUGGGGAAGGAGGUGAUACUCUUAAGUUGGAGUGUAGCUGUAAAGGUGAACUUGCACUUGCUCACCAAGACUGUGCUGUAAAGUGGUUUAGCAUUAAAGGAAACAAGACAUGCGAUGUCUGCAAGCAGGAUGUCCAGAACCUUCCAGUAACAUUACUGAAAAUACAAAAUCCUCAGACUGUUGUUAGACGGCCAGCAACUCUACCACAGCAGAGAGAAGAGACUCGAUACAGGGUCUGGCAGGAUGUUCCAGUUCUAGUCAUGGUCAGCAUGCUUGCAUAUUUCUGCUUCUUAGAGCAAUUACUGGUAACUAACCUGGGUCCUCGUGCUCUUGCCAUUUCUUUGCCCUUCUCAUGUGUUUUAGGUCUUCUUUCGUCCAUGAUAGCUUCCACCAUGGUGAGCAAGAGUUACAUAUGGGCUUAUGCUUCAUUCCAGUUUGCAAUUGUGAUCCUAUUUGCUCAUAUCUUCUAUACUAUUCUCAACGUAAACCCAAUUCUUUCAGUUCUCCUUUCCUCAUUCACUGGGUUUGGAAUUGCAAUAAGCACAAAUUCGCUUCUAGUAGAGUACCUGAGAUGGAGAGCAAGCAGGCAGGUGCGAUCUUCCGAUCAAAAUAACAGAGGUGUGCAACAACCACAACGGCACCAUCACCACCACCACCACCACCACCAGUGGCAGCAGCAGCAGCAACAACAACAACAACAACAUCAACACCAAUUACAAGACCUAAUACAAGAAUCCAAUACUGGGCCUACAGAGAGUUCCAGGCAAGAAGAAAACAGGAUUCAGAACACUUGAUUGACAAGGAUAAGAGGAAAUUUUUGUAACCAUUACAGAUGAAAAUGUUAAUUAAUUCUUCAGCAUACACACCUUCAACAAGUAGUUGAACCGAAGGAAACCAAGGGAUUGAAUAGAAACAAGAGGUCACUGAGUAUGCAACAGUUCCCAAGUGUGAAUAUAUAUGUAGCAGAAAUCGUAGAUUCUGGAAACAAGUUCUUGAGCUGGGUUUCUGAUGUUUUCAUAUCAGUUAUCAAGAAUGAUGCAGAAGAAAUUUCAGAUUUUGGAACAACCAAUCUUGUUGAGUUUGUGUUGUGAGUGGGUUUUCCUUUUUAUGCUCUCAUAUCAAAAGACUGUUGCCUUAACAUUUUCUAAAGGGCCACUGCUUCAUGGCAUAAUGUGGAUGCUAUUUCCCGGUUUCAAGUGCUUUCCAGCUUCAAAAUUAUUAGCAUGACACCAAUUUUUUUGGUUCUUGUCACUGAUAUGAUGCCAUUUUAAAUUAAUGCUUUGAAUAAAUUUUCAAUAGUUGUGAUAA